Molecule: messenger RNA, 513 nt
Organism: Perkinsus marinus ATCC 50983
Lineage: Eukaryota; Perkinsozoa; Perkinsida; Perkinsidae
Exons: 6
Coding region: 1-513 (170 amino acids)
Source: RefSeq, a predicted model, not a curated record
AUGGAGAAUGAAGACUUCCUUUCCGCGACUGGCUACAAUGAGACUCUGGAGCAGCAAUAUGACCUGGACCAGGUCACCUGUCAUGUUAUGCAGUAUGGAGACACCACAUUCACCAACGACUCUACCCAAUAUUUCAUGGGUAGCAGGAACGGAAAGUUCAAGUUGAUCGGUUCCGAUUAUGCUCCUGGGUCCGACGCGACCGUUGAGCAUGUCUUCGGGGAGUUUUUUGGACGACCGAAGCCGCAGGGCAUGACGGUUGAAGAGGAAGUCGCAAGGGAGAAGGAAAGGCUCCGCGCUAUCAAGCAAGUUAGUAGCGUACCAUCAAGGAUGAUUCCCAUUCACAUAAAAUACAGCGAGCUGAGGGAAGAAGAGGGGAAGCCGAGCAACUACAGAAGGCAGUUAGAAGUCGCUAAGGAACUCCUUCAGACCGUCGAGGAAAGGAUUCGUGAGAUUGAGGAAAUGAUGGAUCGCAAUGAGCAUUUACGCCUGGAACGCGAUUUAGCCCACAGCUAA